Molecule: messenger RNA, 276 nt
Organism: Funneliformis geosporum
Lineage: Eukaryota; Fungi; Glomeromycota; Glomeromycetes; Glomerales; Glomeraceae
Source: the annotation of a GenBank genome assembly
AUAGAACCUUUACAUUGCCUUAAUAAAUUGGAAGUAUUACUUAUUUGGUACUGUAAUUUUGAUCUACACUUAAGAUUUAUUAAAUCCGAAGCUCGUGAACGUGAAGCUCGUGAAAAUGGUGCUAGUGUUACUCACUCAGGAUCAACAGGUUUUAGAUCAGGCAAGGUUUCCGGUCCAGUCAAAGUAUCUGAGAGAAAUGAUAAGAAAUUUGGGCCAACUAAAUCUGUUGAACCAAAUCAUCAGGCGAAACAGGAAUGUCAUCAUGAGGGAAUUUAA